Messenger RNA from Lethenteron reissneri (Far Eastern brook lamprey), 2295 nucleotides. RefSeq names its product mitotic arrest deficient 2 like 1 (gene MAD2L1). Gene Ontology annotation, cellular component: kinetochore; nucleoplasm; cytoplasm. NCBI's taxonomy places the organism in Eukaryota, Metazoa, Chordata, Hyperoartia, Petromyzontiformes, Petromyzontidae. Gene Ontology annotation, biological process: mitotic spindle assembly checkpoint signaling. The record is from RefSeq and is a predicted model, not a curated record.
GUUUCUCGAUUCGCGGCGUAUCGAUUCCCAACGGCCGCGCGGUUUGAAUCCAACGGGAGCGGAUUUGAAAGAAACGCGGCGACUCGGAGAUUCACUUGGAGAUACUCACUCAGAGAUAUACAGAUAGAUACUCAGAGAUAGAUAGAUAGAUAGAGAUAUAUAGAGAGAUACACAGAGAUAUACAGAUAGAGAGAGAUAGAGAUACACAGAGAUAUACAGAUAGAGAUACAUAGAGAUAUACAGAGAGAGAGAUAGAGAUACAUAGAGAUACACUCAGAGAUACACACAGAGAGAUACUCAGAGAUAGAUACUCAGAGAUAUAUAGAGAGAUACACAGAGAUAUACAGAUAGAGAGAGAGAUACAUAGAGAUACACAGAUAUACAGAUAGAGAGAGAUAGAGAUACACUCAGAGAUACACAGAGAUAGAGAUACAGAGAUAGAGAGAUAGAUAGAGAUAUACAGAGAUAUACAUAGAGAGAUACACACAGAGAUACAUAGAGAUAGAGAGAUACAGAGAUACAUAGAGAGAUAGAUACAGAGAGAGAUAGAUACAGAGAGAUAGAGAGAUACAUAGAUAGAGAUACAGAGAGAGAUACAGAGAUACACACAGAGAGAGAUACAUAGAGAUAGAGAGAUACAGAUAUAUAUACAUAGAGACACAGAGACGCGAACACACGGAGAUUCACACUCAGAGAGAGACAGAGAUACAUAGAGAGAUACACACCGAGAUACAGAGAUAGAUACAUACAGAUACACAGAGAUACAGAGAUACACACAGAGAGAUACACACAGAGAGACACAGACACACACAGACACACAGAGACACAGACAGACACACACACAGUCACACACAGACACACACACACACAGAGACACACACACAGACACACACAAACAGACACACACACAGACACACACACAGACACACACACAGACACACACAACACACAGACACACACAGACACACACACACAGAGACACACACACAGACACACACAAACACACACAGACACACACAGACAGACAGAGACACACACAGUCACACACAGACACACACAAACACACACAGACACAGACAGACACACACACAGUCACACACAGACACACACAGACACACACACACAGACACACACAAACACACAGACACACACACACAGACACACACACACAGAGACACACACACAGACACACACACAGACACACACAAACACACACAGACACACACAGUCAGACAGAGACACACACAGUCACACACAGACACACACAAACACACACAGACACAGACAGACACACACACAGUCACACACAGACACACACAAACACACAGACACACACACACAGACACACACACACACAGACACACACACAGACACACACAAACACACACAGACACACACAGACAGACAGAGACACAGACACACACAGAGACAUCACAGACAGACACAGACAGACACACACAGACACACACAGACAGACACAGCGAGGAGUGAUGGCUGGAGUGGUGACACGUGAGGGCAUCACGCUGCGUGGAAGCUCGGAGAUUGUUGCCGAAUAUUUCUUCUACGGACUCAGCUCCAUCCUGUACCAGCGAGGCGUCUACCCAGUGGAGACGUUCCAGAGAUCCAUCAAGUACGGCAUGAGCCUCUACACCAGCACAGACCCCAAGCUGGUGUCCUACCUCACCAGCGUCACCACUCAACUAAAGGAGUGGCUGGUGAGCUGCACGGUGCAGAAGGUGGUGCUGGUCCUGGCUGAGGUCUCUUCUGGGGCCGUCGUAGAGCGAUGGCAGUUCGACAUCCACUGUGACAAGACGGCGCUCACAGCCGGAGGGCCUCCGAGGGAGAAGUCACUCAAGGAAAUCAACGACGAAAUGAAGGCGGUGAUAGUGCAGAUCACGGCUACGGUCACAUUCCUACCGCUACUGCAAGAGACCUGUUCGUUUAACCUGCUGGUCUACACGGACACGGACUCCGACAUCCCAACUCUGUGGGAGACAUCCGGACCGCUGGCGGUGGAGGGCGGUCAGGAAGUCCGUCUUCGAUCGUUUAGCACGUCCAUACACAGCGUUGGUACCUCCGUGGCUUACAAGACUACCUAGAUACUAUAUAUAUAGUACUAUAUACACAGUACUAUAUACUACACACACAGUACUAUAGACUACACACAGAGACACACACACAGUACUAUAUACUACACACAGAGACACACACACAGUACUAUAUACUACACACACAGUACUAUAGACUACACACAGAGACACACACACAGUACUAUAUACUACACACAGAGACACA